This is a messenger RNA of Phycodurus eques (leafy seadragon), 556 nucleotides long. RefSeq names its product ATP synthase inhibitory factor subunit 1a (gene atp5if1a). Gene Ontology annotation, cellular component: mitochondrion. Gene Ontology annotation, molecular function: ATPase inhibitor activity. Bases 119 to 445 code for a protein of 108 amino acids. Lineage: Eukaryota; Metazoa; Chordata; Actinopteri; Syngnathiformes; Syngnathidae. The transcript has 3 exons. Gene Ontology annotation, biological process: negative regulation of ATP-dependent activity. The record is from RefSeq and is a predicted model, not a curated record.
CGCCUGUUUCCGCCCAGAUGCUCUUCAAAAAUUUCCGCUUUUUGUGUCGAGAAGGGAGAACGGCCACGUAAAAACACCUGCUCCGGUGUGGCAAGGUCUCACCACAGCCUCGGGCAAUAUGGCUCGGCUUCUGUUAAGAUUGAACGUGAGGGGCUGCGUCUCAUCUCAAACGCGAAUGGCAUCUGAUCAGCUUGGUGAGCUAGGCAAGGGAGCGGGGAAAGGUGGAGGUGGAGGAGGCUCAGUGAGGGAAGCAGGAGGUGCCUUUGGAAAACGGGAAGUAGCAGAAGAGGAGCGGUACUUCAGGCAAAAGGAGAAGGAGCAGAUGGAAGCGCUGAGGAAGCACCACACAGGGGAGAUUGAGCACCACAAAAAGGAGAUUGAGCGCCUACAAAAGGAGAUUGACCGUCAUAAAGGCAAAAUUAGAAGGCUCCAACAUGAUGACUGAGCCAUCCAUGGUAUACGAGUCAAAGCAAUGAUAAUUAGUGAUUGAUUUACCCAAGAUUGUGAUGAGACCUUUUUGAAUACAAAACUACCAAUAAAGUGAAACUGGAUUAGA